UUAGGAUUAGACUCGGAGAGUAUGAGUUUUAUAUGAUGUUGCCUUAUCGUUAGCGUGGCUUCACACCAUUGUUUAGGAUUAGACUCGGAGAGUAUGAGUUUUAUAUGAUGUUGCCUUAUCGUUAGCGUGGCUUCACACCAUUGAUUAGGAUUAGACUCGGAGAGUAUUGGAUUUAGCCAGUUGAUCUCGUCAGUCUACUUGACUAUCUACACAUCGUACUUCAUGUCUGCUUCUCUACUUUAUCUCGUUGCUUCCAUCUGGAGCCCUCUACCGUGGACUUCAAACACAACCAGCUGUAAUAAUAGCUUUCCUUGUGAUUUGGUUGAAGAUUUACAAGAAGCAAACUCUUCAGUCAAGUCUUACUGGAAAUAUUUUUUAGUCCAGUUUACUGUACAAGAAGUGUCUUCUGUCAACUACCGCUUUGUCUUGUGUCUUUUGUUAUCUUGGUUGAUUAUCUUUUUUACCAUUCUCAAACAUGUCCGCUCCAUUGGAAAAGUGGCCUAUAUCACCACCUUUUACCCAUGUCUCUGCCUGGUAGUAAUGAUGAUCUCAACACUCACAAAAGAUGGUGCUGGAAGCGGGAUUUCCUAUUUCUUCGCACCUAAGUGGGAAAAACUUCAAGAAAAACAGGUUUGGUGUCAUGCUGGCCUACAGUCAUUGCUUUCUUUGGGUGUUGGAUUCGGCCAACUCAACACCUAUGCCAGUUACAACAGAUUCAGACACAACAUUCAGAG
Messenger RNA from Limulus polyphemus (Atlantic horseshoe crab), 734 nucleotides. RefSeq names its product sodium-dependent serotonin transporter-like. Lineage: Eukaryota; Metazoa; Arthropoda; Merostomata; Xiphosura; Limulidae. Gene Ontology annotation, biological process: sodium ion transmembrane transport. The record is from RefSeq and is a predicted model, not a curated record. The annotation marks the transcript as partial. The transcript has 6 exons. Gene Ontology annotation, cellular component: membrane.